CCGACUUAUACAACCCACACCCUCACACGAAGAAAUUAUAGAAAAAGAGCCAUGUAUCCUUCUUGCUAGAAUUAGCCAAGACAACCUCUCGCGCACCUUUCUCUCGUUACCUGCGCCUCAGGCUCGUCGCACACGGACAAUAUCUUCGCCUACGUAACUCUAUUCUACCCACAAGGACAUCACGGCACACCAUACCACCUGAACUGAAUGGUGGCGAUCUCUCGGAAGCUAGGGUGACGGGAGGAUACGGGCGUAAAACCUUGACAGCAUCCUGCCAAAAAUUAUUAAUCCACACUAAUACCGCCGCGGGCAUCACGUCGUUCGCUUCCACGAAAAUCAAUAAUUCAUUUCGGAAAAAAAAGAAAAGGAAAACAAAAAGAAAGCAAAAAGAAAGCAAACGAGAAAACAAAAACCUUUCGACGGGCUGGACCAGUAGUAGGAUUAUAUACAUAUACGCAUACGCAACCCGUUCAUCAUGAGCAGUGAACCCACAAACACGAAACCCAAUCCCCCCGAGCGAUCGGACUCAUCGUCUUCAUCUACCGUAGAAACACAUGAGAUUCAUAGUCCUGUUCCAAUUCGACCGCGGUUGCCCAAUCGCAAGAGCAGCGGCACUUUGAUCGUUCCCCGGGAUUCUUCUCAGGUUGGUCCGUUAGAACCGGAACUGGAGCCGGAUGAUGUAAGGGCGAUGAGCCCACGAAGAACGAGCGAGGAUAUUGAGGUUAUGGGACGCGAGGCUAGAGAAGAGCUUCAUAAGCACGCUAGAGCGCUCCAGGAUUCUCUCUUAAUGAUCUUCAACAGGAUAGAGGCGGUCAAGGAAGAACACGACAAGCUUGACAGUCAUAACAAGUUUUUGCAGAAAUAUAUUGGCGAUCUAAUGAGCACAAGCAAAAUUACCUCUACCAACCGAGGCAGGAAGUAAACCCAUCCGCCAUGCGGGGACUCACAGCGGAGAGAGGGGAGGCUAGACAAACAAAUGGCCGCGGUAUCGCGGCAGUGGCGCCUAUGAUACCCAAGCCGAUU
Molecule: messenger RNA, 1023 nt
Organism: Daldinia caldariorum
Lineage: Eukaryota; Fungi; Ascomycota; Sordariomycetes; Xylariales; Hypoxylaceae
Exons: 2
Coding region: 476-922 (148 amino acids)
Cellular component (GO): trans-Golgi network
Source: RefSeq, a predicted model, not a curated record